Messenger RNA from Octopus bimaculoides (California two-spot octopus), 1560 nucleotides. RefSeq lists its product as uncharacterized. Gene Ontology annotation, cellular component: membrane. Gene Ontology annotation, biological process: G protein-coupled receptor signaling pathway. Gene Ontology annotation, molecular function: G protein-coupled receptor activity. The record is from RefSeq and is a predicted model, not a curated record. Lineage: Eukaryota; Metazoa; Mollusca; Cephalopoda; Octopoda; Octopodidae.
UUUUACCAACGACUGCUGACUUCGACGUUGUUUUGGCGUCCCUUCAUCUAAAUUUUAAAUUCCAUCUAAUUCUAUCUAGUCUUUAUUGUUUAUUCAGAAUCAUACAUAAUUAAAAAGGAAAAGAGGAAAUUCUUUGCGAACAGAUAAUUAAAAUAUAUUUUCGUAUUUAUUAACACAAACGAUGAAGCACUAGAUAAGAUUGCGUUGAUGUUCCUGACUGAAUUUAGAAACGAAAAAUUUCUAUUGCAGGAAAACUGUUUUCUGACCGAAAGAAUCAAACAUUUUAUAAGGCUCAAAAUUUCAGUAAAAUAUCACGCACGGAUUAAAUGACUCAUCAAUUACCUGACAUAUUCUAUCAAGUAAAUCGCGGUGCAAAACUUUCAGAUGAACAGAAGUGUAAGGAUAUCAGACUAUGAAAGCGACUCCAAGGACAUAAAGAAAUUUACUUGAUAUCCUUUGCACCAAAACAGAUCGACGAUGAAUAAAUCAUAUUCUGAACGCUUGUUUGCUUUUAACCAACAGGAAAUCGAAAGGCACAUAGCUAUGAUUACUCUUUUAUUCAUUAUUAUGAUAAUGGGUAUUAUCGGUAAUAGUUUAGUCGUCUACAUUCAUAUUCUUAAAUUAAAUCGAACAGCAUCCACUACGCUUGUUAUUUUCCUUGGCUGGAGUCAAAUUAUAAACAGCGCGAUAUGUGUACCAAUGGAUAUUGUUUUUCUUUUUCAUCCGUAUAUUUUCACAAAUGACGUUCUUUGUCGUUUUAUGCAGUCUGUCGUUUUUAUGUCAGUUCUUGUAUCAGGAUUGAUAAUAUUCACAAUUGCUAUAGAUCGGUUUAAAAAAGUAUGCCGGCCGUUUGCAACACAAUUUACACGUAAGGCUGUCAAGAAAAUCAUCUUGUUAAACAUUGUAAUAACAACGCUACCGAUGUCUGUCAACUGUUAUGUUAGAGGAAUUAAAGAAAUUUCCUUGAGUGAUAACUUAAUCGGUCACAUGUGCUCAAUAUCAGAUAAAGCAGUUCCAACUGUGGUAUAUGGUUUCUUCAUUUUUAUGCUAGCACUAUGUGUUUUGUCAGUGCUGACGUUCAUCAUAAUUUAUUCUACAAUAUUUGGGAAGCUGAGGGAAUACGGUAAACGUAAAAGACUAUUGUUGGCCUCCCUUCAACCGUCAUUGUCAAGAGUUAGUGAAAGAACCUCGUCGAGAGACGAACAUUCAAUAUCAGAGAGAAGUAAAGAUCCAGUAUUCCGACCCAUGCAACGCAGAAGAUAUUAUAUUGCCACAACCCAAAUCACAUUCAAUAUGUUUUUUAUAACUCUUUCAUUGUGUCUAACCUACAUUCCCUAUUUCACACUAACUUUCUUAACUACAAAAGUAAGUAUAAGAAGAAAUGGUUGGGAACCUCCUAACAACAUAUUUUAUAAACUGGCAGAUCAUUCUUACUAUAUAAACGAUUUAAUCAUUCCAAUAAUUUACGUAAUCUUCAGCCCAUCUUUCAGGAGAGAAGUUAUGGUCCUCUUCAAACAAUAUAUUUUGUGCAACAUAUGUAAUAAACCAGACGAAAAUUAG